Molecule: messenger RNA, 6151 nt
Organism: Cricetulus griseus (Chinese hamster)
Lineage: Eukaryota; Metazoa; Chordata; Mammalia; Rodentia; Cricetidae
Source: RefSeq, a predicted model, not a curated record
AUGGUUAACCGAGAGAUAAACGUGUGCCAACAAACAUGGGCCUUACUGUGCAAGAACCUGCUUAGAAAAAGGAGAAUGAAAAGAGACACUUUUUUGGAAUUUCUGUACACUUCAAUUAUACUGUUUAGUUUAUCCUUAACUACAGAGAUUCAUGAGGUUUAUGAUUUUUCACAUCUGCCGAAUGUGGACCUGGGACGUAUUGACUCUUUUAAUGACUCCAACUUUAUGAUUGCGUACACUCCUGUCACCCAUACAACUCAGGGAAUAAUGGAUAAAGUCUCUUUGGCCUCCUACAUGGCAGGAAUAACAGUAUUGGGUUUUCCAGAUGAAGAAAAUAUGACAGAACUUGUUUCAAGUCGUUAUCAUGACGUAGUGAGGGUUAUAUUCACCAACACGUAUUCCUAUCAUCUGAAGUUCCAUACAGGAACAAGGAUGCCAUCCAAGAAGGAGCAUGGGGACCACACAGCUCAUUGUUCUACAUAUGAAGAUAAUAUUAAUUGUGGCAUUUCACACUUCUGGACAGAGGGGUUUGUGGCUCUUCAAGCUGCCAUUAAUUCAGCCAUCAUAGAAGUCACAACAAAUCACUCAGUGGUGGAGGAGAUGAUGUCAGUUACUGGAAAAUACAUGAAGAUUGAUACUUUCAUUGGCCAAGGAGGAGUAGUGACUGAUUCCUUCCUGGUUUUUUGUAUUAUUUGUUUUUCCCCACUUGCCUACUACAUCUCAGCUGGUGUUACAAGAGAAAGGAAAAAGAUGAAGGGCUUGAUGACAGUGAUGGGUCUUCAAGAUUCUGCAUUCUGGCUGUCCUGGGGUUUGCUCUAUGGUGCCAUCAUCUUUGUUGUGAGCCUUCUCUUGACAUUUAUUAUAAAAUUGGUUCAGUUUGUCAUUUUGACUGGAUUCAUGGCGAUCUUCAGCCUCUUUUUCUUCUAUGGCUUAUCUUUGAUUUCUUUGUCUUUCUUAAUGAGUGUCUUACUAAGGAAGUCUUUCCUCACCGACUUUGUGGUGUUCUUUCUCACUGUCUUCUGCGGAAGCCUGGGAUUUGCAGCAUUGUACAGAAUCCUUCCUGGGUCCUUGGAAUGGGUUUUAAGUUUGCUCAGCCCCUUUGCCUUUAUGCUUGGAAUGGCCCAGCUCUUACACUUGGAUUAUGAUGUGAAUUCUAAUGCAGACCCAACGGGCAACCCAAAUGUAAUCAUUGCCACAAUUUUCAUGUUGUUCUUUGAUAGUGUCUUCUACCUGGUAUUGACAUUUUACUUUGAAAAGGUUUUACCAAGUGAAUAUGGACAACGACACUCACCCUUGUUUUUCCUGAAGCCGUCAUUUUGGUCACAGCAAAAUCAAGUCCUUGACUAUGAAAUUGACUCUGAGUUUCUUGAUGACUCAUUUGAACCUGUGUCUUCAGACUUCCAUGGGCAAGAAGCCAUCAGAAUCAGAAAUCUUACAAAAGAAUACACAGAAAGGUCUAAGCGCACAGAGGCUUUGGCAGAUCUGUCAUUGGACAUAUAUAAAGGUCAGAUCACUGCAAUCCUUGGUCACAGUGGAGCUGGGAAAUCAACACUGUUAAACAUCCUUAGUGGGCUGUGUGCUCCCACCAAAGGUUGGGUCACUAUCUACAAUAACAAACUCUCAGAAAAGACAGACUUGGAAAGUAUCAUCAAGCUCACUGGAGUUUGUCCACAAUGCAAUGUGCAAUUUGAUUUCCUCACUGUACGGGAAAAUCUCAGGCUGUUUGCUAAGAUAAAAGGGAUUCGAAAGCAUGAGGUGGAUAAUGAGGUACAAAGAGUUUUGAUGGAAUUGGAAAUGAAAAAUAUUCAGGAUACCCUCGCUCAAAACCUAAGUGGUGGACAGAAGAGAAAACUGACUUUUGGAAUCGCCAUUUUAGGAGACCCUCAGAUUUUCCUACUGGACGAGCCCACUGCUGGGCUGGAUCCCUUCACAAGGCACCGAGUGUGGAAUCUCCUGAAGGAGCGCAAAGCAGGCAGGGUGGUCCUCUUUAGCACUCAGUUCAUGGAUGAGGCUGACAUUCUGGCUGACAGGAAAGUGUUCAUCUCCAAGGGGAAGCUAAAGUGUGCGGGCUCAUCUCUGUUCCUGAAGAAGAAGUGGGGGAUUGGUUAUCACUUAAGCUUGCAGCUGAAUGAAACAUGUGUGCCUGAGAGAAUAACGUCGCUCAUCAAACAACAUAUCCCUGAUUCUAAAUUGUCAGCAGAAAGUGAAGGAAAACUGAGUUACAUAUUACCACUAGAAAGAACAAAUAAAUUUCCAGAUCUUUGUAGGGACCUUGAGAGAUGCCCAGACCUGGGAAUUGAGAACUGUGGUGUUUCUAUAACGACAUUGAGUGAGGUGUUCCUGAAACUGGAAGGAAAAUCAACAAUUGACCAGUCAGAUCUUGGUAUGUCAGAAGAUGUGCAAACUGAAAGGACAAGGGGCACAGGGAGGCCUACUGAAAUGGAACAACUUGUCUCUUUACUCACUGAGAAGACUAAUAUGAAGGUGGGCUUGGCACUCUGGUGGCAGCAACUCUGUGCAGUUGCCAGGCUCCGCUUCAGGAAGUUAAAACACGAAAGGAAAUCUUUCGUUUUUCUAAUUUUGAUUUUGGGGAUUGGACUUCUACAUAUUUUGUCAGCAAAUAUUGGCAUGAUAGCACGUGUGAGUGAUUACUGUUGGGAGCUGUCUCCUCAUAUGUACUUCCUCACCCCUGGCCAACAGCCACAUGAGCCUCUCACUAACUUACUGAUCAUCAACAAAACAGGAGCACAGAUUGAUGACUUCAUACACUCACUGGAGAAGCAAAACAUAUCUUUGGAAAUUGAUGCCUUUGGGACUAGAAAUGGCACAGAAGAGACUCUCUACAAUGGAGCUAUCAUACUGUCAGGUGGUGAGAAUAGUUUCAAGUUUACAUUGGCAUGCCACACCAAGAGACUGAACUGUUUUCCGGUUCUGGUGGAUAUUGUUAGUAAUGGGUUGCUUGGACUGUUUACACCAUCAGCACACAUUCAGACUGACCGCAGCACAUUCCCUGAGGAUGAUACCCGUGGACCGUUUGAUUAUGUGCCUUAUUUCAUUUCAUGGAUCCUUUUCAUGGCCUUUGUUCCACCUUAUAUUUCCAUGACAAGCAUCGAUGACUACAAGAAUGGAGUUCAGCUCCAGCUGUGGAUUUCAGGCCUCUGCCCAUCUGCAUACUGGUUCGGGCAGGCUCUGGUUGAGGUUCCAAUCUACUACAUCCUCAGUUUGUCUAUGUGUGUUGCAUUCUAUGCCUCAGCCCCCCAAGAGACUAUGCUUACAACUAAAGAUCUGCUUUUUCAGAUUCUGUAUGUUGGUGGUUAUGCCAUGUCAAUUAUUUUUAUGACUUAUGUGAUUUCAUUCCUUUUUCGAAAGGGGAGGAAAAAUAGUGGCAUUUGGUCAUUUUGCUUCUAUAUUGUCGCUCUCUGUUCUAUACUUUUGAUAUUUACUGAUUACUUUCUAGACGACUUACUGUUUUGUAUCAUUGCCCUAAUCCCGCCUGCUACUCUGGUAGGCUGCACAAUGCUACAUUUUCAGUAUUGUGCACUUUGUGAUAUAGGUCUUGAAGAGGCAACAUCGGACUAUACCUUUCUGUUGUUCCUAGUAUCUUUCCUUCAUUUUGCCAUCUUCCUCGUUAUUCUUCGAUGUCUGGAAAGCAAGCUUGGAAUGAAAACAAUGAGAAUGGAUCCUGUUUUCAGAAUUUCUCCAAGAACUGAUCGUGUAUUUAACAAUCCAGAAGAACCAGAAGGGGAAGACGAAGAUGUGCGUCUAGAAAGAGAACGGACAGCAAAUGCUUUGACUUCUGUUGACUUCCAAGAGAAGCCAGCCAUCAUUGCCAGCUGUCUUCGCAAGGAGUACAAGGGAAAGAAGAAAUGCUUUGUUCCUAAGAGCAAAAAGAAGUUAGCAACAAGAAAUAUCUCUUUCUGUGUUCGAAAAGGUGAGGUUGUAGGAUUAUUGGGACACAAUGGAGCUGGUAAAAGCACAUCCAUUAAGAUAAUAACUGGAGAAGCAAAACCAAGUGCCGGACAGGUUCUGAUGAAAGGGAGCAGCAGAGGAGACACUCUGGGAUUCCUGGGGUACUGUCCUCAGGAAAAUGCUCUGUGGCCCAACCUACUGGUGAGGGAACACCUGGAGAUAUUUGCUGCCGUGAAGGGGAUGAGCAAAGGCGACGCUGCAGUGGCCAUUGCACGGUUGGCAGAUGCGCUGAAGCUGCAGGACCAGAUGAGGGCUCCCGUGAAGACAUUGUCAGAGGGAGUGAAGAGAAAGCUGUGCUUUGCACUGAGCAUCCUGGGGAACCCGUCGGUGGUGCUUCUGGAUGAGCCCUCAACCGGGAUGGACCCCGAGGGGCAGCAGCAGAUGUGGCAGGCCAUCCAGGCCACCUUCACAAACACAGAGAGGGGCGCCCUCCUGACCACACAUUACAUGGCAGAAGCAGAGGCUGUGUGUGACCGGGUGGCCAUCAUGGUGUCUGGAAGGCUGAGAUGUAUUGGAUCCAUCCAACACCUAAAGAGCAAAUUUGGCAAAGAUUACCUGCUGGAGAUGAAGGUGAGGAUCCCUGCACAGGUGGAGGCCCUCAAUGCAGAGAUCAAGAGACUUUUCCCCCAGGCUGCUCGUCAGGAGAGGUACUCUUCUCUGAUGGUCUAUAAACUGCCCAGGGAGGAUGUGCAACCUUUAUCCCAAGCCUUCUUCAAAUUAGAGACAGUUAAACAGAGCUUUGACUUGGAGGAGUACAGCCUCUCACAAUCCACCCUGGAGCAGGUCUUCCUGGAGCUCUCCAAGGAACAGGAGCUGGAUUGUUUUGAAGACGAACUUGAUCCCUCAGUGCAGUGGAAGCUCCUCCCACAGGAAGAGGCUUAAUACUGAAAUUAUUAGCUAUGGAUGUUUUCCUCUAGCAGCUUAAAAUAAUUUCGUCUUUAUUGCUACAUAUCCGUUGCUGAUGAAUAAAUCAUUUGCUCAUGGAGACAGAGGCUGCUGAUUAGGUCAUGAAUGUGAAGCUCUUAUGAAAGGGAUUAGAUGGGAUCAGUGACCAUAAAAAGAGCCAUUGGUCUAGCUCAUUCUCUACAAGUUUUCUUUAUAGUGUCGUCAUUGUAACACACAUUAAUUGCAUGCAUGAAUGAGUUUCACUGUGACAUUUCAGCACAUGUAUACAUUGUGCAUAAAGACGCCAUCUUCUUUUCUGUCCUUUCCCACCGUCCUUCCCUCAACCCCCUUCAUAGUUCUUUAUGUCCUUCUUCUGCUUUCAGAUAUUUUGACUUGUGUAUUUCUGCAUGUAAGAGAAAACAUGCACUUCUUGACUUUGUAUCUGGCUUAUUGGGCUCAACACGACGCACCCCAAUUCCAUGUAUUUUCCUUCAGAUAACAGGGCUUCCUUCUUCACUACAGGUGAAUGAUACUGUUGCUUUAUACCUUCAAUAUACUUAGAAUAUACUGUUACUUUAUACCUUCAUUUGUUGAUGGGUCUCUAGGCUGAUUCUAUAUCUUAUAUAUUGUGAAUAGUAUCUCAAUAAGCAUGAAUAUGCAUGUAAUUAGUUUUUUAAAGUUGACUCACUUAUUUUAGACAUACACAUAAGAUUGGAUUACUUUUAGGUUAGGUGCACUUUUCAGUCCUUCAUACAUCAAGGGUAUCAAGCUUACAACAGAUGACGCGCUGGCAAAUACUUCCUCCUCCUCUGCUUUGACGACUGCUUACUCUGUAUAAAACCCUGUGCCGGUUAGUUUUUGUCAGCUUGACACAUCCGGGAAGAAGGAAUCUUAAUUGGGAAAAAUGCUUCCGUAACAUUAGCUUGAUAUAACUUGUCGGAAGAAAACAAUACCUCAUGGUGAACAGUGAGAGGGGCUUCAGGAGAAAAGGCAGAGGGCCUUUCACCUCAGGUGCAUUUUGUUCUCUGGAUUGUUCUUGGAUGUGAUUCACGCCUCCUGUGACAAACACUGACAUUCAGUUUAUAAGACAUGUUUGUUCUUGCGGGAUGUCAGAAACCAGUCUGGUGAAAGGAUAUUCUGAGUGCUGUCCGUGGUGUAGCCUGAAUCUGGAUAUGGCCUUCUGUCUUGCUCUCCUGCUGUGAUGGCUGUGAUCUGGAAUUGUGACCUAAUAUAAAUAAAUCUUUUCUCCCCUAAGUUGCUUUUGGUCAUGAUAUUCUAGCACAGCAACAGAAAUUAA